AUGGCUGUAUUUGAGCGUUUGACUGAUCAAAAUCUUGCACAAGAUAUGGAUUAUGUUCUCGAUAUUGUUUGUAAGAUUGGAAAAGGAUCAUACGGCUGUGUAUACAAAGCAAGACAUCGUGAAACGGGUCAUCUGCUGGCGAUUAAGCAGGUCCCUGUUGAAAGUGAUCUUCAAGAAAUUGUUAAAGAAAUUUCCAUUAUGAAACAAUGUGACAGUCCAUAUAUCGUCAAAUAUUAUGGCAGUUAUUUUAAAGAUGCUGAUUUAUAUAUUGUGAUGGAAUAUUGUGGUGCUGGAUCAGUUUCUGAUUUAAUGAAAUUGCGUGGAAAAACGUUGAAUGAACAAGAAAUAGCUGUUAUAUUACGCUAUACUCUCAAAGGAUUAGAAUAUUUACAUUUGUGUAGUAAAAUUCAUCGGGAUAUCAAAGCCGGCAAUAUUCUGCUAAACAAUGAUGGACAAGCAAAAUUAGCAGAUUUUGGCGUAGCUGGACAACUAACCGAUACAAUGGCUAAACGAAAUACCAUGAUCGGCACACCAUUUUGGAUGGCUCCCGAAGUGAUCCAAGAAAUUGGGUAUGAUUGUGCUGCAGAUAUCUGGAGUUUAGGAAUAACAGCGAUUGAAAUGGCGGAAGGCAAACCACCAUAUGCAGAUAUUCAUCCGAUGCGGGCCAUAUUUAUGAUACCGAGUCGCAGUCCUCCAACAUUCCGUGACAUUACGAGGUGGAGUACAUCAUUAAAUGAUUUUGUUUCAAAAUGUCUUGUCAAAUGUCCAGAUAAUCGUUCGACAGCAACCGAAUUAAUAAAUCACGAUUUUAUUAAACAAUCAAAAGACAUUAGUAUUUUAAGACAAAUGAUUGAUGAAGCACGUGAAAUACAAGAACGUGUUCGUAGUAACACGACGAAUACACCGGUGACAACAUUAGCAAAUCUUGAAAAUGAAGGAGGUUUACAAUCGGGUCAGAAUGAUUUCACGCUGAAUGAUCGAACAAUUGUACCACAGCAACAACAAUCAAAAAACGCGAAUAAGGACAUGAUUACAUCAAUUGACAGGCAAAACUCUACAAUAAACGGUGACGAUACAUUUAAAACUAGUAGUUGUAAUACAAUGAUUGAGUUAUCAUCUGAAUCAUCCGAUACGAUGAUUAUUAAUGACAAUGAAACAGAAAACGAUACAGAUAGUCAAGAAACGUUGAAGAUUAUACAUAAACAGCAAGCACCUCUUGUUCAUUCAACGCCGGAUGGACAUGUACAUAAACCAGCAUUUCUUCAACAAAACCAAUACUCUAAACGGCCAAUGACAACGACAUCUACAGUAGAAAAUGAAAAAGAGAAAAAAGAAGCGUUUAUGAAAUUAAUUGCGCAAGAAGUUCGCCAAUAUAACAAAAAUGUUGAAGAUUUUGAACGAAAUAUUCAACAAUGGACAGUGGAAAAAAUCGAACAACGAUUAGCAUUACUCGAUGAAAUUAUGGAAAUUGAAUUAAAAGAAGUUCAAAAUCGUUUUCAAACAAAACGAAAACCGAUAUCAGAUGCAAUAAAAUUAAAAAAGCAAGCAAUGCCUUUCUGA
Molecule: messenger RNA, 1560 nt
Organism: Didymodactylos carnosus
Lineage: Eukaryota; Metazoa; Rotifera; Eurotatoria; Philodinida; Philodinidae
Source: the annotation of a GenBank genome assembly